Messenger RNA from Racocetra persica, 534 nucleotides. Lineage: Eukaryota; Fungi; Glomeromycota; Glomeromycetes; Diversisporales; Gigasporaceae. The record is from the annotation of a GenBank genome assembly.
AUGAACAAUCUUACUUCAGCUUUUGGUGCUAUGAAAAUAUGUCAAGUGGAUCAAAAUCCAGGGCAUAUUUCUAGAAAUUGCCCUUCUAGAGUUUUGCAACCACAAUUUGGUAAUCUGAGAAAUGAACCAAGAAGGAAUAAAUCUGCAAAUCCUGAAGUUGGAGAUAAAUCUUGGGAAAGGAGAUGCAUGAAAGAUGAACAUGAAAUGCCACCUUGGGCUCAGAAAAAUGCAAGUCUAAAAAUAGGAAAUGUACCUGUAGAAAUAGCAAAAGUGAAUAGUGAGAAACCUGUGACAAGCAAAGGCCAUAUAGUUGAUGACCAAUUAAGUGAAUUUGUAAGAUAUAUCCCCAAUGUUGAGGUAGUAAUGGAGGGUGUCAGAGUUUUUCAGGAGUUCUACAUAAUGAAAGCAGUGAGUUCUAACUACAAAAAAUCUUCAUUUGUGGCAUCAAUAGAUCCUAAAGGAUGGAUUGAUAUUUCAAAAUGUAAUAAUAAUGAUGAUAGUAAAGAAGACCAUGAGGAUAUUAUGACCAUGUGA